UCCCAUAAUGCCCUGCGCACGUCUCGGGUCGGAAAAGAGGAGCCGCCAUUUGCAGUACUUUCAUCCUUGCAGUGACUGCCUUUUAAAUGGAGCCGAAUAGGCCUUAAGCUGUGGGGGCCGGUAUAGUUUUAACGUUUUCCCACUCCCUGUGACGUCUAGAACCUAUCUAGAUGAGGCUGGAGUAACAGAACGUCGGAAUUGUGGCCGAUUUUCCCUCUGUUUGGAAGGACGUCGAAUUUGGCCCAGCCCUCGAACUCUACUCUGUGGGCCCGACAGCAGGCCAGGCUUGUCCACCAAGCAGGAUAAAAUACUUUGGUCGACACUCAACUUUAAUCUGGCUGAGUUUUCAGAACCCCUGGAAAUAACCAUGAGUUCGUCACCUAGCAGUGACCAGGUCUCACAAGGAAUACAGCAGGUAAACUUACGGCUGAUCCUGGUCAGCGGAAAGACACAUGAAUUCCAGUUCUCCCCCAACGACUCGGCAGCGGACAUUGCUAAACACGUUUAUGAAAACUGGCCUACCGACUGGGACGAUGAGAAAGUCAGCACACACAGCAUACUUCGUCUAAUAUAUCAGGGCAGAUUCCUGCACGGAAAUGUCACACUUGGAGCCUUACAGCUACCGGUAGGAAAGACAACAGUGAUGCAUUUGGUGGCAAGAGAGAAUUUACCAGAGCCCAACUCACAAGGUCAGAGAAAAAGUGGCAAGACAGAGGAGAGUAACUGCUGUGUCCUGUUGUGAGUGCUUGUGGAGGAGGACACGGGGGGAGACAUGGGGGGAGAGAUAGAGAGGAAUCAUCGGCACAGGAUGAUCCAUUUUUCACAAAAAAAACGUAUAAAUAUUGUCAGAUUUCCACUAGUCAUUUUAACCUCUUAUAAACUGUGUUGCUUCAAAACUACCAUGAUCAACCCAUGUUUGUAUGGUAAUUGUAUACCAUAAAAGAAUAAGUUAUAAAGGUUACAACAAAAUAUCCUUAAAUGGUCUUAUAUUUAUAUACAUGUACACCUGAAAAAUAUAUUGAACAAGGAAACUCAAGAGUAAACAAACAAAGAAAAAAAGAUUAUUGUUGACCUAAAUGAGCACAGAAAUAUUUGUACAGGUAGACAUAAUCUGAAAACUCUAAGUUCCAAAUUGUGGCAUCUAUAGAAUGCUUAACCUUGGACAAUGAUUUGAAAUGAAACCCUGUAAACAUAGAUUAUGUAUUGCUUUUAGUUGGUAAACACAACAGUAAAACUAACUUACCAAUACAAUACUAUGCAAAACAGCACACCUCCUUUUAAGGGGCCUGGGGUCAAGAUGAACCCUGAAGUCUUAGAAGAAGGAAUAUUUUAUCAGAGAUUUCUUAAGGUAUUGUACAUUUUGUGUGAAGGACUUGAGCAUUGCCUUGACACAGAUAUUGCAAGGAGACAUGCUUUUACUAAGUAAGCAGCAUCCUCUAUUAAGGUUCUUAAUAGUCAGCUAGGCUAGGAAAAGGUAUGAGCACAGUCCUCCUUAUGAAAGAGUAAGGUAGCUUAAUGGUUUUAUUUGUACAAAAUGUCACUUUUAAUGGCCUUGAUUGUUGAGAAGAUACCUGUUUGUCUCAAAAUGGGUUGAUAUUUGGUGGCUUUGAAGCAGCACAAAAGAUAUAUAGGUAUCAAAUUUCCCCAAAUGAAGACUUUUCAGCUGGAAUCUGAGAUAGUACCCACUAUUUUAGGUACGAUUUUAUGGCAUGACCUAACAUUGUAAAUGAAUUAAACAAAGGUAUACACGUUUAACCACUGGGGAGCCUUCUAAGACAAGCAUGUGGCAAGGUUAUGCUUUGUUGCCACAGAAAGAAAAUUGUAUGUAUGUAUGUAUCUAUGUAGAAGCUUUACCAAAAAGAAAAACAAGGAGAGGUAAGGCUGCCUGAGUGGCCGAAAUUGAAGCCAUGAAUUAGAUAUUGUUUCCGUGGCAACAAGCACCAGAUGUCCUAGGUUGCGUCAAUAGUAUGCUAUACUGGAACGGUAACCACUUGUUGAGAUGAGGUCAGCUGUCACAGGGCUGUUCUUACCCAGGCAACCAAUGGUACAGUCCAGUUUGGGGCAUGUCCUGGGAGGUAUCCCUUGACAACCAUACAGGCUGCAUCAUGCAGUAAGUAUGGGUGAUAUGCACAGACCUGCACCUACGUGCUUUAGACCAUAUGCCGCACAGAUAUAGGAUAAUUUUCAGAGAUGUGAGAAACCAGUUAUCUUCGCACAAAGCAGGAACAAAAAAAAAAGCUCUGUACAUUUCAUGAGAUUUUGAUAGGAAAAAAUAAUGUUGAUUGAAGAUAUACAACAUGCAGUGGGGUUAGCCUUAUGCAAACCCCUUAUAUGUCUUAACAAAAGCUUCAUAGAUUUUUGAUCAGUGAACAAGGACAAUGUAUUCAGCAACAAUGUAUUAUCUCUAUAUGUUUUGAGCUAGGUAUGUUUUUGGUCUAACAUUUUUUUGCAUUUGCUUACCAGUCAAAAGUGACCUAAAGCUAGUUUACUGCUGUGUGUAGCCUUUCACUUAAUAUAUAUAUGUAACACAAUAUGUAAUUGUUAGCUUAGAUUUUUAUUUGUAUCUCUGGAAUUGUAAAUAUGAUUUCAUUUCAUAUACAGUAAUUCCCGCUACGACAAAGGGUGAAGACCUUGGGAGCAUUUAUACAGAGAAAAGCCAUCAAACCCAAUUAUAGAUGACAGAUUUAACAGAUUGGUUAUCUUAUUCACAGAAAGGAAAGAAAAUCACUUGUUUACCUAAAUCUAAACAUUGGUCCAAAGGAGAUAAAGGUUACUAGUAGGAUGAACGAUCACCCUUUAAUAGUGUACAAAUGGUCUUGUGAGGUGAUUGUACUGGGUAGUUAUGAUAAGGUAUGCGAUGCACCAUUGUAAACGUGCAGGCCUUCAGGUAAUGUGGGGCAAAUGAUAUGUGCUUUAGCAUAUUGCACAUAAGGAUAACUUGGAAAAUCAUAACAGGCUGGUAACUCAGAAUAAAGUGUGAGAAGCGGA
Molecule: messenger RNA, 2988 nt
Organism: Branchiostoma floridae (Florida lancelet)
Lineage: Eukaryota; Metazoa; Chordata; Leptocardii; Amphioxiformes; Branchiostomatidae
Product: ubiquitin-like protein 3
Exons: 6
Coding region: 368-742 (124 amino acids)
Molecular function (GO): protein binding
Source: RefSeq, a predicted model, not a curated record